Messenger RNA from Rhagoletis zephyria (snowberry fruit fly), 552 nucleotides. RefSeq names its product 60S ribosomal protein L11. The record is from RefSeq and is a predicted model, not a curated record. Gene Ontology annotation, biological process: translation. Gene Ontology annotation, cellular component: ribosome. Gene Ontology annotation, molecular function: structural constituent of ribosome. NCBI's taxonomy places the organism in Eukaryota, Metazoa, Arthropoda, Insecta, Diptera, Tephritidae.
AAGAAGACGGGCGGCAUCGUCGCGAAGGACAAGCGAAAGAACCCGAUGCGAGAGGUGCGCAUUCGCAAGCUCUGCCUGAACAUCUGCGUGGGCGAGUCCGGUGACAGGCUGACCCGAGCCUCGAAGGUGCUCGAGCAGCUCACCGGCCAGACGCCCGUCUACUCCAAGGCGCGCUACACCGUGCGAUCCUUUGGCAUUCGCCGUAACGAGAAGAUCGCCGUCCACUGCACCGUCCGCGGCCCCAAGGCCGAGGAGAUCCUCGAGAAGGGUCUGAAGGUCAAGGAGUACGAGCUGCGCAAGGACAACUUCUCGGCGACGGGCAACUUCGGCUUCGGCAUCCAGGAGCACAUCGACUUGGGCAUCAAGUACGACCCCUCGAUCGGUAUCUACGGCCUCGACUUCUUCGUGGUGCUCGGCCGCCCGGGCUUUGACAUCAACAAGCGCCGCGCCAAGACGGGCGCCGUCGGCGCGCCGCACCGGCUCACCAAGGAGGACGCCAUGAAGUGGUUCCAGGAGAAGUACGACGGUGUUAUUCUGCCCAGCAAGAAGUAA